CUCUCAAUCAAUGUAGUUCUGUGCACGUUUCAUUUGUGUGUCUCCGAAAAACAUGAAAACAUUCCAAUGAACAAAAUAUUCCAUGCGAAAAUCUGACCCAAGAAAAAAAAGAAAUCAAAAAAAGCACCAAGCUUUUCCAAAUAUUUCUUAGGAAAACUCCCCUUCUUGAAACCUUUGCAAAUUUUCUUGAAUUUUUUUUCCCUGUAAUAUUUGUUGCAAAGGCACCAAAAGGGUGGUGGGGUUCCAAUUUUAUUUAUAAACAAACAUAAUAUCCAAUUUUAUGUGUAAAGAUAGAAUCUUUAUGUAAGUUACUAUCAAGAAUAGAGGUCAAAUUAUACAUUUUUGUGUAUACAUUUCAAUUCUGGUUGUUUUAGCUUUGAAAUAUUGAAGAAAAAGCCAAAGGGCUUUGUGGGGUUGUUUAUUUUGUGGCAUAUUAUUGUAUACAUUUGAAUUCUUGAAUGAUUUUGAGAGGCACAUGAUCAGAUGAAAUGAAAAAGGCCAAAAUAUGGGACUUGAAAAAGAUUGAUUUUUAUAAUCAAUGGGUGUGGGAAGGGUCAGGUCUGUAUUUGUUUUUGUUGUUUUUGUUUGUGCUUGGUCAGCUAAUAGUUCACAAGGGAAUCGAAAGCUUCCCGAAAACUGUUUAGAUAAUGGAGGUUCUUGGGGUGUUCAACACAUAGAUGAAGAUAAGGCUGAGAAAAUAUUGAUUCAUUGCGUAGAAGGAUCACAUAAGAAUACAGAAACAGCAAGCGUUCUAGAUUUGUCUCUUUAUCAGGCAGCAACAGGAACUUAUAUUUACUUAAAAUCAGAUAUAGCUUUGUUGAGAAAAAGAAUCUUACAAAAGGCUAUUAGUGAUCUGCCUCCUGAAGAGAAGCAAAUCCUUCUGGAAUGCUUAAGAAGGAAAAGCCUUCCUCUUUCUUGGUUCAUCAAGUACCAAAAGCUUUUCUCGCAAUGGUUGUCCAGUGUUCCAAGAAGGCACCUAAGAGAAAGAAAGCUUCAAGAUAAGCUAAUAGAUGAUGUUGCAGCUCCAAUCCUCGCUCCAUCUCCAGGCCCCACAGCCGUAUCACCAAUUUAUGCUCCAACGCCUUCUUUUGAAGCGCCCACGGAACCUCCUGCAAAGUCUCCAACACCUCGGGCCCACGUCAAACCUCCUGCAAAGGCACCAACACCUCAGACUCAUGUCCCCCCUCAUGCAAAGGCUCCAACACCUCCGACUCGUGCCAACUCUUCUAAACCUUUGCCUGUCAUUCCUCCUCCUGCUAAACCAAAAAAUACAGGAACUAAUGCUUCAGAAGAUAAUGAUAAGAACAGAACAUAUAUUAUUGCUGCUGUUUCUGGAGGUGCCGUGGUACUAGGAAUUGCACUUUUAGCUCUGUUAUUAAUACUCUGUCUUAGAAAAAGUAAAAAGAAAGAGACAGUCCCACAGUAUGGGAAAAGAGAUGAGAAACCUCUUCUUAACCUUUGUUCAGGUAGUCUAUCUGCAGAUUCUUCUCAGAAGUCUUCAAGCAUAGGAAGUUCAACCAAGAAAGAUUUCAAGAGUUCUUCUACUGUAAAUAGUCUUUCGGGGCCAGCUGAUGCUCAUAAUUCUUCAGAAGCAGAAGCUAGAACAGAUGCACCUGUAAAUGCAUUACCACUUCCUCCAGGAAAAUCCGCACCUCCGCCACCUGGACCACCUCCUCCUCCUCCUAAACCACCUGCUCCAAAGCCGCCUCCACCUCCAAUGGCUGCUCGCCCUCCACCCCCCGGACCACCAAAGCCUGGUAAUCCAGCAAAGCCUUUACCGCCCCUUGGAGCACAUAAGAGACGAAGUUCUUCUGGUGGUGAGGGAACUGAACCAUCUGAUGACUCUGAUGCUCCAAAGGCAAAAUUAAAGCCAUUUUUCUGGGACAAGGUUCUUGCUAAUCCUGAUCACUCGAUGGUUUGGCACGACAUCAAAGCUGGCUCAUUCCAGUUUAAUGAGGAGAUGAUGGAAUCGUUAUUCGGAUAUAACGCAGCAAAUCCAGGCAAAACUGAGGGCACGAAAGCUGCAUCGUCUUUUGAAGCUACCCCACAGUAUAUUCAGAUAAUUGAUGCUAAGAAAUCACAGAAUCUAGCAAUUAUUCUUAAAGCCUUAAACGUGACGACAGAAGAAGUUUGUGAUGCUCUCAAGGAGGGUAAUAAACUGUCUCCUGAACUUAUUCAAGCUAUAUCAAAGAUGGCACCAACAACAGAUGAAGAACUCAAACUUCGAUUAUAUUGUGGAGAAAUUUCUCAGCUCGGUCCUGCUGAAAGGUUUCUCAAAUCGCUUGUUGAAAUUCCCUUUGCCUUCAAACGGAUGGAAGCAUUGUUGCUCAUGAGUUCUCUGGAGGAAGAUGUUUCUUCCAUUAAAGAGUCCUUUGAAACUUUAGAGGUGGCAUGCAAGGAGCUGAGAAACAGUAGACUCUUCCUGAAACUUCUAGAAGCUGUUCUUAAAACUGGGAACCGCAUGAACGAUGGCACCUAUCGUGGUGGCGCAUCAGCAUUCAAGCUUGAUACGCUGUUGAAACUCUCAGAUGUUAAAGGAACUGAUGGCAAGACCACACUUCUCCACUUUGUCGUCCAAGAAAUUAUCCGAUCAGAAGGAUUAAGAGCAGCACGCAAGUUAAGGGAGAGUGAAAGCUUGUCGGCUCUGACAACAGAAGAUCUUGUCGAGGAUGCUGCUUCUCAAGACUCGGUGAAUUACCAUCGUAACCUUGGUCUCCAGGUGGUUUCUGGUCUAAGCAAUGAACUUGAGGAGGUAAAAAAAGCAGCAGUUAUAGACGGUGAGAACUUAAGUGCAUCUGUCUCGAAACUCGGUAAGUCACUAGUGAAAACGAAAGCGUUUCUAGACACUGACAUGAAAAGUUUGGAGGAAGAGAGUAAGUUCCGUGAUACCCUCACGAAUUUUAUGCAACACGCGGAAGAGGAGAUCAAGUGGAUAUUAGAAGAAGAGAAAAGGAUAAUGGUUUUGGUGAAGAGUACAGGAGACUACUUCCAUGGAACUGCAGGAAAGGACGAAGGCUUGCGUCUCUUCGUCACUGUUCGUGAUUUCUUAAUUAUGUUGGACAAGGAAUGUAUAUUGGUGAGAAAAUCAACCAAGUUGCCAGCAAAUACCCCUAGAAAAGGAGCACUAACGGCAUCACCUUCCCAGGAAUCCCAUCCGGAUUCUUUGCCAGAUCAUGUUCAUCAACGACUAUUUCCUGCAAUCCAGCAGCGACGGAUGGAUGAUGAUUUUAGUUCAGAUGACGAAAGCACAUCCCAAUAGCUAGUGGUUCAGGGGCAGAACAGGCAGAAGGGUCUGCCUCUUACAUUCUAUAGCUAAAGACUUGCUUUUGAAGAAAACGGAUCUGGCAUUCGGUCUGGUGCUUGCUUAGAUAUCGCUAGAAGAAGGAAGAAUGGAUGAACUAAGAUGCCGAAUUUUUUUUUGAUGCUCUUCAAGAAACAUCCAGAGUGAAAUAUAUAUGACUCUCCGUCUUGUAGUCACCAUAUUUUCAUAAAGAUCCAACCAUUUUUUGGAACUGUGAGAUGGCAAAAGUUACUAAAGUCUUUUCUAUAUAUCAAUCAAUGAACUAACUAUAUAUGGUCAACCCCAAAUACUAAAGUCUCUUCUAUGUUAUUAUAAAAAUUUUCUAGUAUAAAGUUGAGAGAUUUAAGGAAAAUGGACCAGUUUUGUACAGCUUUUGGUUUUUUAGCUUUUAUUAUUCCAGUUCCUACUUCUUUUUCCUGGCUGA
Messenger RNA from Lycium ferocissimum, 3725 nucleotides. RefSeq names its product formin-like protein 3. Bases 539 to 3259 code for a protein of 906 amino acids. Gene Ontology annotation, molecular function: actin filament binding. NCBI's taxonomy places the organism in Eukaryota, Viridiplantae, Streptophyta, Magnoliopsida, Solanales, Solanaceae. The transcript is spliced from 7 exons. The record is from RefSeq and is a predicted model, not a curated record. Gene Ontology annotation, biological process: actin cytoskeleton organization; actin nucleation.